This is a messenger RNA of Rubroshorea leprosula, 4000 nucleotides long. The record is from the annotation of a GenBank genome assembly. Lineage: Eukaryota; Viridiplantae; Streptophyta; Magnoliopsida; Malvales; Dipterocarpaceae.
AAAAUAAAAAUUCUCUCUUUCUCUCACUUUUCUCUCUCUUAAAUCCUUCUGAACUCUGAGUGAAGUUCAUUUCUUUCUGUUUCCAGAGGCUUCAUUUUCUCUAUUUGGUGGAGACCCAGAUUGCAUGCGGCAAGAAUUGGUUGGGGAUAGGAGAAAGUUAUUUAUGGCCCCAGCAAAGAAAUCUAAAAGCAUCAACAAACGAUAUUCAAGUCUACAGGAAGUCUCUCCUGAUAAAGAUGCUGACAUUCCAAGUAAACAACGAAAGAAAUUAUCUGACAAGUUAGGGUCUCAAUGGAGCAAAGUUGAAUUGGAGCAUUUUUAUGAAGCCUAUAGAAAAUAUGGGAAAGAUUGGAAAAAGGUGGCGUCUUUAUUGCAUAACAGAUCGAUUGAAAUGGUGGAGGCCCUUUACAAUAUAAACCGGGCAUAUUUAUCCCUGCCAGAGGGAACAGCUUCUGUGGUUGGCCUUAUAGCGAUGAUGACAGAUCACUAUAAUGUCCUGAAGGGAAGUGAUAGUGAAAGAGAGAGCAAUGGUGCUUCUGAAAUACCUCGGAGUGCUCAAAGCCGCAAGCGGCCAAGGGUUGAGCUUAGUUCCCCUAAAGAAGAUAGCUGUCACCCUACGUCAAUAGCAUCAAGUGAGAGAUAUCUAUCAUUAUUAAAAAUGGCAGGCCUUAAUGGUACUCAUCCUCGUGCACUGAGGAAAAGGACUCCUCGGGUCCCUGUUUCAAAUUCCCACAAGAGAGAUGCUAUUCAGAAUUACACUCCACUGAGCAAAAGGGGCCAAAAGUCAGAGGUUGAUGCUAAUGAUGAUGUAGUUGCUGCAUUGGCAUUAACAGAGGCUUUGCAAAGGGGAGGCUCUCCUGUCAUUCCUCAGAUGCUAAGAACUAACCAAAUUAAACCCUCACCUGUUCGAAGCUGGGAUGGGAUGUUUCCACAAUCAGAGACAUGCAAAGCCAAGCAUGGUGAUGCUUUCUCUGAAGACUGGAAGGAAGGUAGCAUAGGUGGUAAGGAACAUGGUGAUGUGAUUUGUGGCAGAGAUAAAUCCUCAUUGCUAGAUAUGGAAGGUGUAGGUACUGUAGAAGUUCAUAGAAAGGCAAAAAAGUUUUACAGGAAGAAGAUGAAAGUUGAAGAGAUGAGGAACAAUUUAUCUGAUGAUGGUGGAGAAGCAUGUAGUGGCACUGAAGAAGGGCCUAAAGGCAGUGCUCGAAAAGGUGAAGUUGAUAUCGAGGUCUCCAGUACAAAAGUUGAGCAAUUUUUGCCACGUAGUCGGAGGAAGAGAAGCAAGAAACUUUUCUUUGGAGAUGAAACCCCCGCCUUAGAUGCACUGAAUACUUUAGCAAAUUUGUCAACCUUAAUGUUGCCAACUUCUACAAUGGAAUCGGAAUCAUCUGCUCAAUGUAAGGAGGAAGGAACUGCACUUGAAACAGAUGAGAAAUCAAGUGCACCCAAAGCUGGCUCUAUGGGCCAGCAUAGACAUAAAAGUAAUUCCCUAGGGUUGAGAGAAAAAUCAGUUAAAGUGAUAAACAAAGUUGAAGAUGCUUCCUACAGAAAGUCAAAACUCAGGAGGUCCUCAACAACCAAUAAAAAAGCUCUCUCUAAAAUAACACAGCAACCUGAACCUACCAAUAGUACAUGGAAGAGAAAAAGAAAAUCAUCCAUAUCAAAGGUACCGAAUGCAGACGCUUCAGUGGACUCUCACUCUAGUAAAUCUAUGGAGAGUAAGGACAAAACUGUAGAGGAGAAUAAAUAUAUAUCUAAAGGUAAAACCAAUUUUCGAGUUCCUGCUCAAUCAAAACAAUGGAAAUCAGUCAGAUUGUCAGAAGCUUCCCCUACUAAUGGCAUUGGGAAGAAGUCUGGAAUUAAUUUAGCAUUAUCAACUGCAGAAGUUCCUCUAAGGUUACCAACAAAGCAUCAGAAUAGACGUAAGAUGAACUUAAAGAGUGUUUUGGUCUCAAAGGAGGUCAGGUCUUCUGAGAACAUAUUGAAAAAUCAACCAAAGAAACAGUCUCUCUUGCAACAAGAAAAAUCACCUUCUCUAGUGAGAAGGCUUUCUCCUUGCCUGUCAUCCAAGAUAGCUAGGAGAUGGUGUAGUUUUGAGUGGUUUUAUAGUGCAAUUGACUAUCCUUGGUUUGCGAAGAGGGAAUUUGUUGAGUACUUAAAUCAUGUGGGACUGGGGCACAUUCCAAGGCUUACUCGUGUUGAAUGGGGUGUCAUAAGAAGUUCCCUUGGCAAACCCCGGAGGUUUUCUGAACGCUUUUUAUAUGAGGAAAGGGAGAAACUUAAACAGUACAGAGAAUCUGUCAGAAAGCAUUAUGCAGAGCUACGCACUGGUGUCAGGGACGGACUUCCAACGGACCUGGCACGCCCUUUAUCAGUCGGACAAAGGGUGAUUGCAAUUCAUCCCAAAACAAGGGAAGUUCAUGAUGGGCAAGUGCUUACAGUUGAUCAUGAUAGAUGCCGGAUUCAGUUUGACGACCCUGAAAUAGGAGUUAAAUUUGUCUUGGAUGUUGACUGUAUGCCAUUAAAUCCAUUGGAUAACAUGCCAGAAGCUCUUAGGAGACAGAACUUUGCUAUCGAUAAGUACUCUUUGAUCUCUAAUGAGUACCAAAUUAAUGGACAUUCAAGACUUCUUGGGUCCAUCUUUUCUGCUUCAAAUGCGCAUCUGGAGAAUGCUACCAGCCCCUUUAAUUUUAGAGUAAAGCAAGCUAAGCUGGAUAUGAAACGUAAUAUUUUUCAAGCAAAGCCGGCCGCAUCUGAAAUGGCAAAUCAAGAAUCCUACAGCCAACCUCUUACCAUGGCACAUAUCCAAGGAAGGGAUGCUGAUAUAAAAGCUAUGUCAGAGCUUAACUGUGCCCUUUAUAAAAAGGAAGCGUUAUUGAUGGAGCUCAGAAAUACAAACAACGACAUAAGGGAAAACCAUAAUGAUCUACAAAGCGCUUGGAAAGACUCUGAACAUUUCAAGAAGCAUGUUGCCAUGGUACUUGUACAGCUAAAGGAAGCCAAUGACCAGGCUUCCUCUGCUUUACUUCAUCUAAGGCAACGAAACACUUACCCAGCAAACUCACUGCCUCCAUGGCUUAAACGUCCGGAUGGUUGCAGUUUCUCAAAUGGGUUGAUAAGACCUGUUGAUUCUCUUGUCCCACAAGAGUUAGGAUCUGGUGUUAUUGAAAUUGUCAAAGGCUCAAGACUAAAAGCAGAAUCAAUGGUGGAUGCAGCUAUCAAGGCAAUGUCCUCUGUGAAGGAGGGGGAAGAUCCAUAUGUGAGGAUUGGAGAAGCCUUGGACUGUGUGGAUAAACAGCAAUUGACGUCAGACACUAGGGUGCCAGUUGUUGAGUCUCCAGAACGGGUUAACAGCAUUCAACAUCAACAAAAUCACAGUUCAUUGAUUUCCCACAUGUCAGAGUCAACACUUGCUGGUGCAUCUGAUCCCAAAUUGCAGGAGGAUUCAGACAAAAGUGAGGCGCAAAUUCCUUCAGAGCUCAUCACAUCAUGUGUUGCUACUUUGCUUAUGAUACAGACAUGUACAGAACGACAAUACCCUCCAACAGAUGUGGCUCAAAUAAUCGAUUCUGCUGUUACAAGCUUGCACCCAUGCUGUCCUCAGAACCUGCCUGUCUACAGAGAGAUACAAAUGUGCAUGGGCAGAAUAAAGACUCAGCUAUUAGCUCUAAUACCAACUUGAAUCUGUUGCCUCUCGGUUCUUCCCCCUCUCACCGGCUGCAUGUACAUAUGAUACCAGAAUCUUGGUUCCACGGCGUCACUGCUAACUCCGACUACCCCCUCACUACAGCUUGUCCUUGGGCCACCAGUAAAUGAAUAGAUAGCUCAUUUUUAUAGAGGUUUUGUUGAGUCACUUGUACUUAAAUCUUCUCCCUUUAACUACACUUGGUAAUAAUUUCUCUUUACUGUCCAUUAAUAAAUAAGAAUGACUUCAAGAUGUCAUUCAAAUUUUUUACGAACGUUUUUUUCCUCAACUCAAACGCACUAGCUGACAAUUAUUUCU